Messenger RNA from Chroicocephalus ridibundus (black-headed gull), 4144 nucleotides. It is a transcript of the gene TMX3, whose product is annotated as thioredoxin related transmembrane protein 3. Gene Ontology annotation, biological process: peptidyl-cysteine oxidation. The record is from RefSeq and is a predicted model, not a curated record. Gene Ontology annotation, cellular component: cell surface; endoplasmic reticulum. Gene Ontology annotation, molecular function: protein disulfide isomerase activity. The transcript is spliced from 16 exons. The coding region runs from base 110 to 1480 and encodes 456 amino acids. Lineage: Eukaryota; Metazoa; Chordata; Aves; Charadriiformes; Laridae.
CCGCUAACACCGCCCCGCCCCGCCCGCGCCUCCGCGCCUGCGCAGUGGGGAAAGGUCGCCGCCGCCGCGCGCCGCUUCCCUUUCCGGCCGUGCCGGGGCUCCUGUCAACAUGGCAGCGGCGGGCGAGAGGCGGCGGUGCCUCCUCUGGGCGGCAGUGGUUGCACAUGUGGUGGCGUCGGGUGCGGGUUUUGUGGAGGACCUAGACGAGUCGUUUAAAGAAAACCGUAAAGAUGAUAUUUGGCUUGUAGAUUUUUAUGCACCUUGGUGUGGCCACUGCAAGAAACUAGAGCCCGUGUGGAAUGAAGUGGGUAUAGAAAUGAAAAACAUGGGCUCUCCAGUAAAAGUUGGGAAGAUGGAUGCAACUUCCUUUUCUAGUAUUGCAUCUGAAUUUGGAGUACGAGGCUAUCCAACAAUUAAGCUCUUGAAAGGUGACUUGGCAUACAACUAUAGAGGACCUAGAACUAAAGAUGAUAUAGUUGAAUUUGCUAAUAGAGUAGCAGGACCUCUUAUCAGGCCACUUCCUAGCCAGCAUAUGUUCGAGCAUGUGCAAAAGAGGCAUCGUGUACUUUUUGUGUAUGUUGGUGGUGAAUCUCCUUUAAAGGAAAAAUACAUUGAAGUUGCUUCAGAACUAAUAGUUUAUACAUACUUUUUUUCUGCCUCAGAAGAUGUGCUGCCUGAGUAUGUGACAUUGCCUGAAUUGCCUGCUGUUGUCGUCUUCAAAGAUGGAACUUACUUUGUUUAUGAUGAGUAUGAAGAUGGUGAUUUGUCAUCUUGGAUAAACAGAGAAAGAUUUCAAGGUUAUCUUAAUGUAGAUGGCUUUACGCUGUAUGAACUUGGAGAUACAGGAAAACUUGUGGCUAUUGCAGUCAUUGAUGAUAAAAACUCUUCAGUGGAACAUACCAGACUAAAAACUAUUAUUCAGGAAGUUGCUAGAGAUUAUCGGGAUCACUUUCACAGGGAUUUCCAGUUUGGCCAUAUGGAUGGAAAUGAUUACAUUAAUAGUUUACUAAUGGAUGACUUGACAAUCCCUACUAUUGUUGUAUUGAAUACCUCCAAUCAGCAGUAUUUUCUACCAGAUAGGCACAUUGAGAAUACAGAAGACAUGGUUCAGUUUAUUAACAAUAUCUUGGAUGGUACAGCUGAAGCACAAGGUGGUGAUGGACUUCUGCAACGAAUCAAGAGAAUAAUUUAUGAUGCCAAGUCUACUGUAGGGUCUGUGUUCAAGAGUUCGCCACUUCUGGGAUGCUUUCUCUUUGGGUUACCUCUGGGGGUCAUCAGCAUUAUGUGUUAUGGAAUCUGCACAGCUGAUACAGAUGGAGGGGUAGAUGAGCAUGAGGCAGCUAAAAAAGAAAAUGAUGAUCGGGAGCUCACAGACGAAGGCAGUGAGGAAGAACAAGAGGAGGAAAAGAACGGAAAAUACACAGAACUUUCGGAUGGAGAGAUUAAACAGAAAGACGUAAUGGAAAAGAAAAAAGACUAACUUGUUUAGCAAAAGAAUUCUCUAGAAUUUCCAAAUAGACUUAUUUAUUGAAGGUAGUCAUUUAUUGAUGAUCUUCAUGAAAGAGGACCUUUUUGUCACCAUUAUGGUAGUUUUGACUUGCAUGUAUUCAAAUUUUCUCAGAAAUUAUCAGGAAAAAAAAAAAAGGAUGUUCUCUUAAUUGUCUUUAAUAGAUUAACAAAGAGCAAUUUAAACUGAAGGAAUUUGCGGGUACAAUUCUACACCUUUUAUUUUUUUUUUUUUUGAAGAUUUUUGACUUGGUCAUUUCCAGAACAGUGAAAUAAAGAUGUUACUUGACCUUAAUGUAUGUGAUGAACUACUACUAUGAACUAUUCAUUCAUAUGAAAUUAAAACUUUUUUUUCAUUAUUUUGGAAAAAAAACAAACCCAAAUUUUUCUGUUUUCUCAAGUUAAAUGUAAAUUGUUAGGAAUUAGAGGACUGUUUUACCAUGUAAUAAUAUAAUUAUUGGCAGUCAGGAAUGUUUACUUGAUACAGGAUAUGGGAGAUGUACGCUAAAUUAAGUCUUCAGUAGUGCUUUAGCAGCUAAAAUUAUUGAAAAACUAUGUUAUAAACCUUUUAGAACAUGUUUGCCUGUUAAAUUGUUUUGUAUGAGUGCUUACACAAACUUAUAGUGCAAAUGAUUCUGAAUCCACAGUACAACUUGAUAAAGGAAGAUGUAGAUAUAAACACCCUCCGACUAUUUUGCAUAAUUCUCUAAUGACAAGCUUUUUCAAUGGUGUACAUUUGUUUUACAGUGUUUACUUCAGAUUGUUAUAUAUCUUUGAGCUAGUUGGUGUUGAUAAUUUUGUUUGAGACUGUUACCUGCUCUGAAUGGGGGAGUUAAUGGAGCAUAAUACUAACGUUCGUAGAGAUUGGUCAGUAUAAUGCAUUUUUGUUACCUAUUUAUUCAUAAAAGUCACUUUUAAUACAACCCUGGGACUGUGAAAAGGACUUACUUGUGUCCAGGGUUAAAAUCUCCAAGGAUAAGCUAUAAAGCAGCCUUUGGCAUUGAUGUAAUGGAGAAUAUCACAGAAACAAAACUUAUAUUGCUCUUCCUCUUUGUAUUCAUGCUGGGUUUUUCCUUUUUUUUAAUUUUUUUUCAAUACAGAUUAUAAUGUCCUCCUUACAAGGCAGCUUGAUCACAUAAGAAAUUACUAUGCUGUAGCACUAAAUUUAGGAAUUUUAAAUAAAAAACAUGGCUAAGCCUAAGUAGACAAGUUUUGUGUUUGAAUAAACCUGAUGAUGAUAUGAAUCAUAACCAGGGAAAAUGCAUUGCAUCCUUUUUCCUUGUAGGAAAGAAACUUGUUUCUUCUGUUUAAUUAGUUUGGUAACAGCUGGCUUCAUGUUGCAGUGCAGAGUAUAGUAAGUAGAUGCCUGACUUCAAAGAUUUCUGUUAUCAUGCAGUAUAAACGAUAUCUAAGGAGAUUAGGAUUUUUCUUAUUUUUUUUUUUUUUUCAGAAAAAUUCCAUGCCUGAUUUUGAGUCCAACCUUUUUCCUUUUGGGAGGAGAGGAAAAAAAUGAGUUCGUAGGAUGCUGAGUAGCAAGUGUCUGAUACAAUUUUUUUCCCUUUUUUUCUUUUCUCCUCUUUCCUUUUAUGAAUUGCCUUUUUAUCAUUUUUUUUGUCAUAGCUAGUUGUACAUAGUGACUUGAGUUUUCUUGCUUUUUGAUUUCAUUUUUUUUGGCAGAAUCUUUUAGGUGUAGUUUUAGUACAUAUUUGAAGAGUGAGAUGCUUAAAUGUGUGUUUAGACAUUUUUUUUAACAUGGUGUAGAAUCUUGAGUUGUUUAAAAAACAAAAUAAAAAAUCACUUAAUGACAAGCCUGUAGAUUUCUUUGGACUUUAGCACAACUCAGUGCUGUUAGUCAAAGUGUAGGACUCUUAAGGCAGUAAUAUGAUUUCUUGAUUCGUCUCUUUUCUUAAGAUUUCAAAUACAGAUCGAUUACAUAGUUAAUUUUGGCUCAGGCUGGAAACCUGCAGCUUUUGACUUAAAAAACCUGAAGUGAUCACUGGAAGGCUGCUGUUCCUUCUAUGGUGUGUAAUAAAAAAAAAAAAUAUAUUUCUGAAUCCUGCUGCACUGCUAAGAACCGUUUCAAUUAUGAGCCUUCAUUUUUGUGGUUAUUUUUGUGUUUAUAAUCAGUAGCAGCCAAACAGCUUGCUGAGAAAUCUGAGAUAUGGACCUGAAUAUGAUAAAUGCUGUGUGAGAAACAGGUCACGCUAGGAUCUGUUAAAACUGUAACAUUUAACUGCUAGAGUUAGGAGGAAAGCGUGCGUGUCAGUCACUUCUGAACUGUAAUAUCCAUCAGAUGCGUACUGAACUGUUGAAAAUUAAACUUGAAAUGUACUGCCAUUUUCACCAAGUCUUUCUCCCAGUUGCAUUCAGCGAGACACAGGGAGAAGAAAAGUGUACAAGUCAUAUACUGGGUGCCAGCAGUGAUGUGGAAUUAAGGGUUUUGCUGUGGUCACGCAAGUAAUCUGGAAGGCUGUCUGAGGGGAGAUCUGGCAUUUCUUUUUUUUUUUUCUUUGGUCUCUAAGGGUUUCUUAAAGCAACUUCACUGUAAUAACUUUGAAUUCAUGAAAUAAUGCUGCUUUUUUAAGUCAAGUGUAAGUCUUUCGGGUUUUUUUUUUCUGUAAUAAAAACAUUUAAAAGA